AUGAGUAAGCAGAAGACGAUUUUGGACUUUUUCAAGGCGAAGACGCCAAUAAUCGAACGGAAAGAUGAGAAGAAGCCACGACAUCGACGUGCGAAGGCGAUCAACGAUGGGAAUGGCCUCGACCGUUUUUUCAAAGUAACACUUAAUAUGUCACCGGAUGCGGUGACUCGUCGUGAGAAGUUGAAAGAGGAGAUGCGUCAACAGUUGUUGAAGAUCAAAAGUGAGAAGGAGAAGCAAUUAGCACUACUUCAAGCGAAGAGAGAAGCUCGGAAGAAGAAGCGAGCAUUGAAAGGAGUUGACAAGGAGAGUGACUUAGAGAACUCUGAGGAAGAGAAUAUGGAAGUCCGUAUGAGGGAAGUGAAGUACUCUGAGAAUGAUUAUGGGACGGAGAUAUGCAAGCACUUGUUUUUAGGGAGUGCAAUGGCGGCUUCCAAUAUCGAAUGGCUAGAGGAAGAGAACAUUCAUUAUAUCAUCAAUGUGACUCCGGACGUCGUCUGUACUUUUGACCCACAUGAAAAUCCCAAUUUCAAGCUGGAAGACUUUGAAAAUGUGACGGAGAAGAAGUACUUACGAAUUCCCAUCAACGACGAUUUUAAUGUAAAAAUCGAUAAUUACUUCGAGUGUACCAAAAUGUUUAUAGACAGUGCUCGAGAGAAAGGGGAGAAUGUCUUAGUUCACUGUUUAUUAGGUCGUAGUCGGAGUGCUUGUAUAAUAGCUGCUUAUAUCAUGCAGACCUAUAAAGUAAAAUACACAGACGUCUUAAAUUUGUUUAAGAAGCGAGAUUAUUACGUUCAAAUUAAUGAUGGGUUCUAUGGUAAAUUGAUGGAACUUCAGAGUACAAUUUUCAAUGAACCCGUCAACAUUAGAAAAACAAGAAGAAAUGUUUCGCAGAAUAGUCAGACGGAUACUAUCAACAAAAUCGUCAGCGAACUCAAUUGA
Molecule: messenger RNA, 939 nt
Organism: Entamoeba invadens IP1
Lineage: Eukaryota; Evosea; Mastigamoebida; Endamoebidae
Product: dual specificity protein phosphatase, putative
Exons: 1
Coding region: 1-939 (312 amino acids)
Biological process (GO): protein dephosphorylation; negative regulation of MAPK cascade
Cellular component (GO): cytoplasm
Molecular function (GO): MAP kinase tyrosine/serine/threonine phosphatase activity; protein tyrosine/threonine phosphatase activity
Source: RefSeq, a predicted model, not a curated record